AUGUCGGCCCCAGAAUCCUCGACAUCUCAGUCUUUCGAGAAGAAGGACCCCCAUGAUAACGAAGAUGUUGAGACGGUAGUAGCAGCUACUCCAACCGAUCCGUCUGCCCAAGCACAGGAGGAAUCCUUGAAUCCAGAUAACAACCAACCCGGCGACAUGGGUCCGGAAGAGGCGAAUGAGCCACUUGGAUCAGUUUCUACCUCGAAGUCCGCUCCGAAACCCUUGACAACAGCCCCCCAACCCUCAUCCUUACUUGAUCAAGAGCCACCUGCGGGGCAGAUGGAAAGCUUGUCGAUCUCAGGACAGACUAUGUCAGACCAGUCACCCAGCUCCAAAGCUCCUCUUCCCCCUACUCCACCCGAAAAAGACGAUGUAUACCUCAACUCAACCGGCACCGGGCCCACGCGAACACUUCCGCCUAUCGAUACGAGCUCCGCCAGCCCCGAGAAAGAGCUCCCAGAUGUGCCCAGCCAGAAUGAAAAAGAGACAAACCAGACUGGUCAAGGCGAAGAAACUCGAGAGGAUAAUGAUUCUCAACCAGAGAUCCAAAACAUUAUGGGACAGUUCCAGGACCCUGCGCGAAGCACCGACCAAGAAGAAAUCAUGUCUCCUCGACUCGAGCUUGCUGAUCAGUUCCGCGGUCCUAAUUAUUUCCCGCCGCGCAAAUCGAGUCUUGACCCUGCUCCCCAGCCUGAGUCUGCAGCCUCUCCUAUAGGCACAUCCCCGGAGAGCCAGAUAUUACCUAAAGUAUCUCACAAGUCUGUUGCCCAUGACGAGUCGAUGUCAACCCGGCGUUCAUCUACCUCGACUGUUCCACCAAUGCCGGAGCCUGAAUCAGACCAACCCUUUGAUUUUCACCGGUUCCUUGAACAACUGCGUCACCGUACCGCCGACCCGGUGGCCAAGUUCUUGCGCUCAUUCCUUAUGGAGUUUGGAAAGAAGCAAUGGAUGGUCCAUGAACAAGUCAAAAUUAUCAGUGAUUUCUUGACCUUUAUUACGAAUAAAAUGGCGGUAUGCGAAAUUUGGCGCGAUGUCUCAGAUAGCGAGUUCGACAAUGCCAAAGAAGGCAUGGAAAAGCUUGUUAUGAACCGCUUAUACUCCCAGACUUUCGCGCCGGCCAUCCCAGCUCCUCCAACAAUACCUAGAAGCGCAAGUCGGAGUCGAAGGAGAGAGCUUGAGCGGCUUCAUGGGCCCUGGCGGCGAGGCCAGCACCAAGAGGACAUUGAACGAGACGACAUCUUGGCCCAGAAGAUUCGCAUCUAUAGUUGGGUCAGUGAAGCACAUCUCGAUAUUCCGCCUGUGAGUGGUGGUGGACGCCGUUUCUUGACAUUGGCGCAGCAAGAAAUUUCAAAAAUUAAUGGCUACCGAGCCCCUCGUGACAAGGUGAUCUGCAUUCUCAAUUGUUGCAAGGUCAUCUUUGGUCUUUUGAAGAAUACUAAAAAGGCCGAUACGUCUGCCGACUCCUUCAUCCCUCUUUUGAUCUAUGUUGUUUUACAUGCAAACCCGGAUCAUCUCGUCUCCAAUAUUCAAUACAUUUUAAGAUUCCGCAAUCAAGACAAACUUGGCGGGGAAGCAGGAUACUACCUGUCGUCUUUGUCUGGAGCCAUCCAAUUCAUUGAGACACUCGACCGAACCAGUUUAACCGUCAGCGAUGAAGAAUUCGAAACCAAGGUCGAGGCUGCCGUUUCUGCCAUGGCAGAACAGAAUCGUGAAUCCGAAACCCUCCAAAAACGGACCUCCACCUCACCCUCUCCCCAACCUCAAGCCAGCUCCAGCCGCAAAGAAGCCUCCCAGUCCAGCGACGAUGAAACCUCCGCCCCUGUCGCAGGAUUACUCCGCACCAUUCAAAAGCCUCUCUCCACCAUCGGUCGCAUCUUCUCCGACGAAGGCGACGCAGGUUCUUCAACUCAAGACCGCCCCCAACCCGUCCCCACCCCUCAGCCUGGAGUCGCUCCACCACGUCUCACCCCAAACAUCUACCAACCUCCGCGCGCAAGUAGUGAAGAAGGCCGUCGCUCUGGAGAUGAGCGCUCCGGCCCUAUCCGCCAUGGCAGCGGAGCAUCCGCCAAGAAGAACCUGACUCGUGUGCUCGAUGCCCAGGAUGCGGCAGCUCGCCAGGCUAGUGCUGAAGAUGCCGAGGCGCGCCGUAUCCAGCGCAAAGAACAUAAAAAUGUUGUCGAGACACUUUCUAACAUGUUCCCCAACCUGGACAAGGACGUCAUCGACGAUGUCGUCAAGAUCAAACAGGGCAGGGUUGGCCUCGCUGUGGAUGCCUGUCUCGCUCUCAGCGCCGAAUAG
This is a messenger RNA of Penicillium nucicola, 2298 nucleotides long. RefSeq names its product guanine nucleotide exchange factor VPS9. Gene Ontology annotation, molecular function: small GTPase binding; guanyl-nucleotide exchange factor activity; ubiquitin binding. Gene Ontology annotation, cellular component: endocytic vesicle; cytosol. The coding region runs from base 1 to 2298 and encodes 765 amino acids. The record is from RefSeq and is a predicted model, not a curated record. NCBI's taxonomy places the organism in Eukaryota, Fungi, Ascomycota, Eurotiomycetes, Eurotiales, Aspergillaceae. The transcript has 4 exons. Gene Ontology annotation, biological process: vesicle-mediated transport.